Molecule: messenger RNA, 1935 nt
Organism: Ostertagia ostertagi
Lineage: Eukaryota; Metazoa; Nematoda; Chromadorea; Rhabditida; Trichostrongylidae
Source: the annotation of a GenBank genome assembly
AUGAAGCUAUAUAUGUUACCCAAGCGGUUUUAUGCGGACAAAGGUAGACGAGGGAAAAGGAAGUUCGUUGACCCUGUAAUUGUUAAACAUACGAAGAGUACCAAGGAAGUCGUGGACGUCUACAGCGAUAUGACGGCCAAGGAGCUUGCUGAAGCGUUAAACGUAGAUUUGGACCUUGUUGUGGAAUCCUUAAUCGAGAUGGACAAACAGAAUCUGGAUUUGAUCGCGGAAGAUAAGCCACUAGAUAAAGAACAUUUGGUUAAGGCAGUUGCACUUUUCAAAUGCAAACCGCGUCUCGUCUCUAGGCCGCACAAGAAAGAUGAAUCGGACACUGAUGAUGUUUUACCGCAGCCCCCUCCAGACCCAUCGGAGUGUGUCAAACGACCGCCAGUGGUAACCAUUAUGGGUCAUGUCGAUCAUGGAAAAACCACGCUUCUUGAUGCAUUACGAAACAGUCACAUAGUUGCUGGAGAAUUUGGUGGAAUCACGCAGCACAUUGGAGCAUUUUCAGUAGAUUUCAAAGGAGCUGGCCGUAAAGUGACGUUUUUGGACACGCCUGGCCACGCGGCAUUUGCAGCUAUGCGGGCUCGAGGGGCGAAAGGCGCUGAUAUUGUAGUUUUGGUUGUGGCAGCUGAUGAUGGUGUGAAAGAGCAAACUGUGCAAAGCAUCAAAUUUGCUCAAUCUGCCGGCGUUCCAAUAGUUGUGGCCGUCAACAAAUGCGACAAACCAAAUGCAGAUCCGAUGCGAGCAAAGCGCUCUCUAUUAGAGCACCAUGUGGUGGUGGAGGAAUUGGGUGGAGAUGUUCAAUGUGUUGAAGUUUCCGCUCUGCAUUCUAAAAAUCUUCCGGCACUGCAAGAGGCGCUGCUAAUGCAGGCUGACUUGAUGGGAUUGCAAAGUACUCCAAAAGGAUUAGUUGAAGGAGUGGUUAUCGAAUCAUCGGUAGUUCACGGAAUCGGUAAAGUUUGUACGGUGGUGGUGACUCGCGGUACUUUACGGAAGAAUGCUAUUCUUGUUGCUGGUGGAGCGUGGAGUCGGGUACGUACGAUGACGAAUGAAACUGGGCAACACUUACAGGAGGCGGGACCUAGUACACCAGUUAGGAUUUCUGGUUGGAAAGAAGAUAUUCCGACGCCGGGAGAAGUGAUAUUGGAAGUGCCAUCCGUAGAUCGUGCUCAGCGAGCUGUGAAAUUUCGCGCUGAAAAAGAAAUGGCGGAGAAGGCGGAAAAGGACUGGGAAGCGAUUGAAGAGCAGCGGAAAGAGGAGCGUGAAAAAUAUCUAGCUAAUCGCCAGAAACUUCUUGACAAGCUUCGUACUGAUGUAGAAGGGACGUUGGAGGCAAUUCUGAACGUGAUCGAUACCUAUGAUAGCGAAAAGUGCAAGUUCCAAUUAGUUGAUUUCGGUGUUGGUCCACCAACAAAUAUGGAUGUGGAAAUGGCAAAAGAGACUGGAGCUCUAAUCUACCUUUUCAAUGUGGAGCCGCCUGCUGCUAUUCGAAGGCAGGCUGAACAGGACGGUGUUCGCAUAGAAUUAUACAAUGUUAUUUAUCGACUCGUCGAGGCUUUGAAGGACGAGUUGUCUCAGCAACUACCCGCUCUCACUGAAAUGGAGCUUGUUGGAGAAGGUCAUGUGCUCAAGGAAUUUCAAAUCUCUGACCGCAACCGAAAAAGACAACCCAUUGCAGGCGUGCUCGUUGACUGGGGAAAUUUCCAAAAGAAUUGCAUUUUCAAAUUCUUACGUGCUGGGAAACCGUUUUAUGAGGGAGGGGUGGAAUCGAUGAAACAACAGGCAGAAAUGGUGAACACAGCAAAAACAAACACCGAGGUAGGCAUUGCCCUCGAAGAUAAAAGUAUACGAUUCAAAGAAGAUGAUACCGUCGAAGUGUACAGGAAAAAGGAAGUGCCACAGAUGAUCGACUGGAAUCCUCCCGGUUUCUAA